Molecule: messenger RNA, 504 nt
Organism: Sporisorium graminicola
Lineage: Eukaryota; Fungi; Basidiomycota; Ustilaginomycetes; Ustilaginales; Ustilaginaceae
Exons: 3
Coding region: 1-504 (167 amino acids)
Biological process (GO): translation; ribosomal small subunit assembly
Cellular component (GO): ribosome; cytosolic small ribosomal subunit
Molecular function (GO): structural constituent of ribosome; RNA binding
Source: RefSeq, a predicted model, not a curated record
AUGUGGGAAGUGUCUCGGUUCCGACAAAACCUGCGGAACGAAUUGCCCAACAUGGAUGACUACGACGCCGCCGCCGCCGCUGAGCUCAAGCGCAAGCGAACUUUCCGCAAGUUCACCUACCGAGGCAUCGAGCUCGACACUCUGCUCGACAUGUCCAACGAGGACUUCAUGCAGCUCGUCCACGCUCGUGCCCGCAGAAGGUUCCAGCGCGGUCUGAAGCGCAAGCCCAUGGGCCUCAUCAAGCGCCUGCGCAAGGCCAAGGCUGAGGCUCCCCCCAACGAGAAGCCCGCCACCAUCAAGACCCACCUGCGUGACAUGAUCAUCGUUCCCGAGAUGAUCGGCUCCAUGGUCGGCAUCUACACUGGCCGCUUCUUCGUCAACACCGAGAUCAAGCCUGAGAUGGUUGGUCACUACCUUGGCGAGUUCGCCAUGACCUACAUCCCCACCCGUCACGGUGCAAAGGGUAAGGGUGCCACCGUUGACCGUUUCCUCCCCAUCCGAUAA